AUGCCGGGAGGUUCCUUGGACGCUGGGGUCCCUUUAUACUACGAGACCGCCAUGGACGGUGAGGAAGACGGUACCCCCGCACCACCUGGAUCAGGCCCCUUGGUACCUCUCCCUAGCGGUAUCGACACAUGUGAGACCGGAGAAGUCAACGACGAAGUCCCCGAGCUGGGUUUACCCAUCGCCGCCUCUCCGACAGCAGGGUCGGCGGAGAAAUCUGAGUCAGACGGGGAAAUGGGCCCAACCGCUGGUCGCUCUGAGCAGGAAAACUACUUCUCGGCUGCAGCCAGAUGUGUUCCUGAGUAA
Messenger RNA from Peronospora matthiolae, 303 nucleotides. Lineage: Eukaryota; Oomycota; Peronosporomycetes; Peronosporales; Peronosporaceae. The record is from the annotation of a GenBank genome assembly.